Molecule: messenger RNA, 1797 nt
Organism: Plasmodium cynomolgi strain B
Lineage: Eukaryota; Apicomplexa; Aconoidasida; Haemosporida; Plasmodiidae
Product: 4-hydroxy-3-methylbut-2-en-1-yl diphosphate synthase
Exons: 3
Coding region: 1-1797 (598 amino acids)
Biological process (GO): isopentenyl diphosphate biosynthetic process, methylerythritol phosphate pathway; terpenoid biosynthetic process
Molecular function (GO): iron ion binding; 4-hydroxy-3-methylbut-2-en-1-yl diphosphate synthase activity (ferredoxin)
Source: RefSeq, a predicted model, not a curated record
AUGCGCAGAAAUGUGCCUGGCGGUUGGAGCAGUGGCUGGUCAAAGAAGGGAGCACCUCCUUGGCAGAAGAACAAGGUCGCCAUUAAAGUUGUUUCUCGUUGUUCGCAGAUGCCGAGGUUGAAUAGAGCCAUACGGAUAGGUACAAAUCACGGCUCUCUAUCUUCUAGAGUGCUCUCAUACUACGGGGAUACCCCCUUAGGCAUGGUCGAAUCAGCGUUCGAAUUUUCAGAUUUGUGUAUACAGAACAACUUUUUCAAUGUGGUCUUUUCCAUGAAGGCUUCCAACGCGUAUAUAAUGAUACAGUCAUACAGGCUACUCGUGGCUAGGCAAUAUGAAAGGAUGGCCAACGGCUUGCUAUUCCCCUUGCACCUCGGCGUUACUGAAGCAGGGUUUGGGGAUAAUGGAAGAAUAAAAUCCUACUUGGGGAUAGGUUCGCUACUGUACGACGGGAUAGGAGACACCAUCAGAAUUUCGUUAACUGAGGACCCUUGGGAAGAAUUAACUCCAUGCAAAACGUUGAUUAAAAAUUUAAAAAAAAGAAUCUUUUAUGAUGACCAUGAGGGGGGCGAAACAGAUGGUCGGAUUUCUCCCCCAGGGGAUACUUCCCCCACAUUGCUCACUUUCGAGGAGCACUUUCGAAAUUUUAAUAAAAUGACAAAAAGGAGAGUCGAAAAGAGGGAAGACGUGAUGCAUGCAGAGUGCACCAUCGGAAACGUAGUCACUGAGAAGGAGCUGGAAGACUCACUGCAAAUUUUCAAAGACUUGAAUUUAGAGCUCGAUCAAAAUGGAAACCUCAAAAAGGGUGUUAAAUCCACCGAUAUUCUUGUUAUCCCCAAAUUGGGGGUGCUAAGCGGCAGGUCUUGGGCGACCCUGGGGAAAUUGGCAGAGGCGGGCGUGCACAUGCUGGCGGAGUACGAUGAGGGGGACGUGGCCAUGCUAAGUGGGAACACCAAUGAGAGUGGAUAUACUCACGGGAUGGGCCAAGUUUCCCGGAACACCCUAUUUUAUCUCGACCUGAACCGUGUGCAGACCAUCCUGCAGAAGAAUGAGGGGAAAAUCCCACUACACAGCUCCGCAAAGGGGUACGUACUAGUGGUGAACGGGAAGGAAGACACGAAUCUAAUUGAACAGGUUUUUAACCAAAUAAAAGGGAAAAACCCACCUCCCCUAUUCUUCUUACUCAAAUCAGACACUAUACACGAACAUGUCAUAGCUACCAGACGGUUCAACGAAAUUGUGAACUCGCUAAAUAUAGAUCUGCCUUAUGUGCACUAUGCUAAUGUUAACUCGACCAACUAUGACGACAUGCUAGUCGAUUCAACACUCUACGUAGGCACUUGUCUAAUCGAUUUAAUGGGAGAUGGACUGAUAAUAAAUGUCACGAAUGGGCAUAUAAAACGGAACGGAUACCUUAAAGAGGAGGGAGUUCCCUCUCGAGUUGCACUAAACUCAUUUCUCACUUUGAACAUUUUACAGGACACACGUGCUCGUCUAUUCAAAACGGAUUAUAUUGCAUGCCCCUCUUGUGGUCGAACCCUUUUUAACAUACAAGAAACAACAAAAAGGAUUAUGGAGCUGACUGGUCAUUUGAAGGGAGUUAAAAUUGCCGUCAUGGGAUGCAUUGUCAACGGCAUUGGUGAAAUGGCGGAUGCACAUUUUGGUUAUGUUGGAAGUGCCCCCAAAAAAAUCGACUUGUAUUAUGGGAAAGAACUCGUCGAGAGAAACAUCCCUGAGGAGGACGCCUGUGACAAACUUGUAGAGCUCAUUAAGAAGCACAACAUGUGGCAGGACCCGUAG